AUGGAACUACAAUGCCCUGCCUUCCAAGUCCUGUCUACUUUCUUGCUUCUGGUGAUUCUGGUACUGAAAUUAGGGAAGAGAGGCCAAACAUACAGCUCCUCUGCUUCAAAUCUACCACCAGGACCAUGGAAGCUACCAAUUAUUGGAAACAUACACCAGCUCAUUGGCGCUCUACCCCAUCGCAGACUAAGAGACUUGGCUAAGCAACAUGGACCUCUUAUGCACCUCAAGCUUGGAGAAGUUUCCACCGUAGUUGUUUCAUCAGCAGAGUUUGCCAAAGAGGUGAUGCAGACCCAUGAUAUUAUCUUUGCAUCAAGGCCCCAGGUCCUUGCUUCAAAAAUCUUUUCAUAUGAUUCUACAAAUAUUUUAUUUGCUCCAUAUGGUGAUUACUGGAGAAGAUUACGAAAAAUUUGCACGCAGGAGCUCUUAAGUGCAAAGCGGUUUCAAUCGUACCGACCUAUAAGGGAAAGAGAGGUACUGAAUCUCAUCGAAUGGAUUGGUUCAAGAGUAGAAUCACCUUUAAAUAUUACUCAGAAAGUUGUGUCUACCACAUAUGGCAUCACUUCACAAGCAGCCUUCGGUAAUCAGUGCAAGGAUCAAGAAGAUUUCAUAUUCGUGAUGAAGGAAGCUAUCAAAGAAGCAUCAGGCUUCAAUGUGGCAGAUGUUUUUCCUUCUUUCAAAUUACUUCAUAUAAUAAGUGGAGUGCAGCUUAAACUUGAGAGGCUUCAGAAACAAGCUGAUAGAAUAUUGGAAAACAUCAUCAAAGAACAUAUGCAUGCUACAACAACAACGAAAAGUGAUGAGGCUCAAGUCCAGGAAGAUCUGCUAGAUGUUCUCCUAAAAUUUCACAACCAUUGUGGUGGCCACGAGUUUUCUUUGACUACUGACAACAUCAAAGCGGUGAUCAUGGAUAUAUUUACUGCUGGGAGUGAGACAUCAGCUAUAGUUGUGGAUUGGACAAUUGCAGAACUGAUAAAACAUCCGAGAAUCAUGAAAAUAGCACAGGAUGAGGUGAGGGAAGUGUUCAAUAGUACGCAGCAAGUAAACGAAACAAGCAUUAGAGAUAUGAAAUAUUUAAAGUUGGUUAUUCAAGAGGUACUGAGGUUGCACCCUCCUGCUCCCCUGCUACUUCCAAGAGAAUGUAGAGAGAGGUGUGAGAUUGAUGGAUAUGAAAUACCUGUCAAAACAAAGGUAAUCGUGAAUGCUUGGGCAAUUGGAAGAGAUCCUAAUUAUUGGAGUGAUCCGGAGACCUUUAAUCCAGAGAGAUUCCUUGAUAGCUCUAUUGACUACCAAGGAACAAACUUUGAUUAUCUCCCAUUUGGUUCUGGAAGGAGAAUAUGCCCUGGCAUGCUAUAUGGUUUGGCUAAUGUUGAGCUCCCACUAGCGAUGUUGUUAUAUCAUUUUGAUUGGAAACUCCCCAAUGGAAUGAAGAAUGAAGACUUGGACAUGACUGAAGAGUUAGGCGCUGUAUUCCGCAGAAAACAAGACCUGCACUUGAUUCCCACACCAUAUCAUCGUCCUCCUUCGACUGAUGCAAAUUCAAACAAAGAAAUAUAA
Messenger RNA from Fragaria vesca subsp. vesca, 1557 nucleotides. RefSeq names its product cytochrome P450 71D11-like. The coding region runs from base 1 to 1557 and encodes 518 amino acids. NCBI's taxonomy places the organism in Eukaryota, Viridiplantae, Streptophyta, Magnoliopsida, Rosales, Rosaceae. The transcript is spliced from 3 exons. The record is from RefSeq and is a predicted model, not a curated record. Gene Ontology annotation, molecular function: oxidoreductase activity, acting on paired donors, with incorporation or reduction of molecular oxygen; iron ion binding; heme binding.